UCUCGCCUGUUCUCUCACUCUUGCUCUCUCACUCUCUCGCUUGCGCGACGCGGGCCUUUGGAUUCUGUCCCUGCUUCUUCUUCCCACCAAUUUCAGGGAGCUUCCUGGACUAUCCGGGAAUAUGGCGGUGCUAUCGUCUACGGCUUCUCUGUUCCUGGAAAAGCCUGGCGCUCCGCGCCACCACCACCGAUCGUCCGGCACCACCCCCUCCCCGUUCUUGUUCUUUCCCCGGAACUCUUCCAGAUACCGGUCUGUCCGCCUCGCCUCCGCCCUCGGCGACGGCGAGAAACCGGCCGUAGGUUCGGAAUCCGGCGCAUCAGCAGGAAGGAAUGUCGACGAGUGGGGGGAGAGUGCGCAAUUAGGAGAAGACGCGGCGGAGAGCGUUAGGGUUCCAGGGGCCGAUCCACCGAAGAAUGAGGACGAAUGGGGAGCAAACAACGUCGCAGCCGAUUAUCCACCGUCUUCAUCUUCUGGAACUUCCGAUGUUCUUGAUGGGUUGAAGCGGAGCCUUGUGGAUACAGUGGAAGGGACGGAGUUGGGGUUGCGGGCGUCUGCGGAGGUGCGGGCUGAGGUUGUCGAGCUGGUUAACCAGUUGGAGGCGGCCAACCCGACUCAGGCGCCGGUGGAGGCGCCUGAGCUCAACGGGAAUUGGAUUCUUGUGUACACCGCUUUCUCAGAGCUAUUACCUCUGAUAGCUGUUGGUGCAUCCCCAUUGUUGAGAACGAAAACGAUAUCCCAAACAAUUGACACGAGCAGUCUUAACAUCCUAAAUAACGUGACGUACUCAAGCCCUUUUGCCACUUUUUCUGUUAGCGCCUCUGCAUCUUUUGAAGUUCGAAGCCCUUCAAGAGUGCAGGUAAAGUUCGAGGAAGGAAUAUUUCGGCCACCUGAAAUAUCGUCCACCAUUGAUCUACCACAGAAUUUCGACUUUUUUGGGCAGAAAGUCGACUUAUCAGCCUUGCAGCAGUUACUGAAUCCCAUUCAAGCGUCUGUGGCAAAUAUUUCACGUACAAUUUCUGGGCAGUCACCACUCAAGCUUCCAAUUCCCGGCGAAAGGUCACAAUCAUGGCUAGUGACAACUUAUCUUGACAAUGAUCUGCGAAUUUCAAGAGGUGAUGGAGGCCUGUUCAUCCUUGUCAAGGAAGGCAGCUCUUUGUUGAACCAGCAGUAACAGACUAGCUAUGUACCCUGAAUUCCGAGACGGAGAUUACGCAGAUUUGCAUUCCUUGGAUUGAUGGCAUCUUGCCUCGUUUUCCUUUUCCUUUUCCCUUUUUCCUCACCUUGUACCUAAGAGAGUGAUAUUAUACAUGUUUCUUCGUAAUGUGCAUGAUUGUCAGUGGGCUUGCAGAAUGUAAAUUUGUUGGUCGAGUGAUGAAGUGGGCUCAAAUUUAAUAAAAUUCUCAUGACUGUUGUCCAGUUCA
Molecule: messenger RNA, 1421 nt
Organism: Nymphaea colorata (pocket water lily)
Lineage: Eukaryota; Viridiplantae; Streptophyta; Magnoliopsida; Nymphaeales; Nymphaeaceae
Product: plastoglobulin-1, chloroplastic-like
Exons: 3
Coding region: 122-1171 (349 amino acids)
Source: RefSeq, a predicted model, not a curated record